This is a messenger RNA of Heterocephalus glaber (naked mole-rat), 2408 nucleotides long. RefSeq names its product mesothelin-like protein. The record is from RefSeq and is a predicted model, not a curated record. NCBI's taxonomy places the organism in Eukaryota, Metazoa, Chordata, Mammalia, Rodentia, Bathyergidae. Gene Ontology annotation, cellular component: cell surface. Gene Ontology annotation, biological process: cell-matrix adhesion.
AUGACCAGCACUUGCUGCCGCUCUGCCAUAGGCCCCAGAAUGGGUGCCUUGGCAAGCCCUGGCCUUGCCCUCCUCCUGUCCCUCACUGCUCACUGCUCUGGUCCCCAGACUGAGGGUGUUCUCCAGGGAGGGCUGGAUGUCGGCAGGGUCGACCCAUGGGCCAGGGCCAAUACUGCCCUCCUACAAGAUUUCUGGUGCCAGCCAGCUGACCAGCUGCCACGCGAGCAGCUCUCUGCCCUGCUGAGGAGCCUGGCAUCACAGCACAUCCGACUCCAAGCCUGGCAGCUCAGCUGCUUGGCCAACUUCGUGUCCCGGCUCAGCCUGCAGGACGACUUUGCGCUUCACCCACCAGACCUCCUGCUUUUCUACAACCUGAGCCAGGUGAAGCAAGCCAACUGUCGGGCCUUCACCUGCCAUGCAGCCCAGGGAGACACAGAGCUGUUGGCCAACCUGCCCGACCAGAGGAUAGCCCUUCGGCAUACAGCCCUGGCCUGCCUGGGGGGACCCCACCUGCAGCUCAGUGCCUCAGAGCUGGGGCUCCUUGGGGUCCUGGUGUGUGACAUGGAUGCAUCCAGCAUUGUGACUGCAGACCCCCAUGUGCUGCAGAACCUGUUACGCUGCUCCCGGCUGACCACCUCCCAGCAGGCUGCCCUCAAUACCCUCUUGGCCAGUGGGAGGACCCAGCUUGGAACUCCUGGCUCCUGGAACUUGGAGGGGCUGCAGGCCCUGGGGCCCCUGGCAACCUACAUCAGUCCCCACCUGUGGGAACAGGUGCAGGAGGCUGUGGGCCUGGCCUUCUUUCGCAGCAUGGUGGCCGCCUGCCGGGUGAGGCACCUCAGCCAGUAUGAUGCCCGGCGCUUUGUCACCAGCUUCCUGGAGUCCAAGGCCACCUCAGUGUCCUCAAGGCCCAAGCGGGGCACAGGGAGAUCCUGCAUUCAUGGCAACAUCACAGCGGCCACACUGCAGGAUGACCUCUUCCUGCUGCGCUAUGACUGCACCCAGCUAGAGUCCUGCCUGGGCAGCCGCGUGCUCAGAGCCAACCUGGAUCCCCUGCUGCAGCACCCACUGCCUGCUGAGUGCCAGCGUGUUGUCAAGGCCAAGCUCACUCAGAUCUACCCCCACGGUGUGCCUGAGGACCAGCUGCACCUUAUCACCUCGCUGGUCUACCUCUACUCUCUGGCUGAGAUAGGACAGUGGAACAUCACGUCAGGGGACACUGUGGUGGCCCUGCUGGCCUCGAACGUAGCCCUGGAGAACCAGACAGAGGCAGUCCUACAGAGGUUUCUGGACCACAAUGGCAUGGUCACUGGCACCCUGCUGGUGGCCAUUGGGGGUUCUCGCCUCUGCUGGAUGAGCCCCAGGCAGAUCCACACCAUUCAACCCUCAGAGUUCCGGCUGGCUGGGGCCCCGGACCUCUCCUCCUGUCCUCAGAGCCGGAAGAAUGUGCUCUUUACCAAGGCCCGUGAGGCCUUCAGCAACACCAGCACCACAGCUACCUACUACCACCUCAUGCGCCCAUACCUUGGUGGCGCCCCUGUGGAGGAGCUGCAGCACUUGGCCCAGGCCAACAUCUCCAUGGACAUUGACACUUUCACCAACCUCAAUCCCCACGUGCUGAAGAGUCUGAGCAUCAGCAAUGUGACCACGCUGCUGGGCCAGAAUGUGGGGGACCUGCAGAAGGCCCGCAGCCACCCUACCGUCAGCUCCUGGCUGCGCAGCCUCAACAGGUCAGCCCUGGGUGAGCUGGGCCUGGACACUAACCUCGCCAGCCCCACCCCUGCCCAAACGACCAGAAGACUCCCCAGCACUACCCUCUCAGCAUCCUAUCUGGCCACCUCCUCCAGCCAGCCAGGGAGCAUCAAUGCAGCCCCCACCUCAGGCAGCCCACCGGUCCACCUGGCAUACUUGCUCCUCUCAGUGGCCCUGCCCUCCAUCCUUCUGUGGCUGCUAUUGUUUGGGCGCCUCCAGGCCCGAUGGGGGAUGAUUGUGCAGCACCAGGACCCUGGCCACUGUGGACAGCACUGACCUAUGGUGACCAGACCCAUGGGCAUCACAAGACAGAGCUGCUAGAAGAAGCUGGAUGACUGCCCAGCCAAGGUGCAGCCCUGGGCCCGGGAGACCUGUAGUGUCCCCGUCCUAGGUCUACAGGGCUGGUUCCAUACACCUCAGCUCCUGGGACCUACAUCUGUGAGAACCAGGGACCUGCCUAGCCACAGGUCCAGGCUGGCAGUGGGGACAAUUCCAGGCCCUCUGCAGGAUAAAUGGAACUAGGUAGAGCUUCGAUCUCACCGCCCUUGAGGGUAGAUCUGAAUAAAGUAUAAAGCUAUCUGCUGCACAUGUCUUUCCUGGGUCCCUAAUAGGAGCACAGAGACUCUCCCCCAGACAGCCUUCAGCUGGGAGCCUGGGAA